Molecule: messenger RNA, 129 nt
Organism: Entrophospora sp. SA101
Lineage: Eukaryota; Fungi; Glomeromycota; Glomeromycetes; Entrophosporales; Entrophosporaceae
Source: the annotation of a GenBank genome assembly
GAUUUCCCUAAUAUUGAUCAUGGAGAAAAGAAAGAUAAGCCCGGCAACAAUUUAGAAGAUAAAUUAAAAGAACUUCAGCAGUCAAUUCAAAACUUACAAGAAAAAGGAAAGUUCAACGAAAAGAUUUGA